Molecule: messenger RNA, 2448 nt
Organism: Effrenium voratum
Lineage: Eukaryota; Dinophyceae; Suessiales; Symbiodiniaceae
Source: the annotation of a GenBank genome assembly
AUGGACUGCGCCAUCGACCCGCCUCGCGCACUGAGUGUGGUGGUAGCAUCAGCGGUGGCACCGGCUACAAGGGGGGAGUUGGUGGUGGCGGCGGUGGCGGCGGCGGUGGCGGCUAUGCGGGUGGCGGUGCCGCUGGCGGCGGAGGCGGGGGCCUGUUCGGCGCCUUGGCUAUGGGCAGAGGGGGUCUUCUGCGGCCUCUUCUACGCCCGAGAAGAAGUCGGCACCGAGGAGCGCUUGGUGCACGUUGGUGCCGGCAACGGCUACAUGGAGGAGCGCAUGGUGGAGGUUGGCGCAGGCAUGGGCUCCUAUGCCAAGGAUGUGAAGGUGAACUAUGCCUACAAGCCCCGCGUCGCAAUGCUUUCCUGCUGCUGCUUGCUUUGCCUCCUGCCGCUGCUGCUCUUCAUUUGCGAGGUUCGGUCCCUCUUCAGCGGCGAGAGCUGUUCAGCCGCGAGAGCCGAUGAGUGCAGUGGACGUUGCUAUGAUGCUGCCACCGCAGAUGCGCAGUUCUGCUGCGCUAGCUGCCCUGCGGCCGCCUACUCGGUCUCGCUGUGCGCGCCGGAGGAGCCGAAAGUCCACGACAUCGUUCGCCACCACUACGGCACGGUCUACAGGCACAUUCCAGUGAACCACUAUGAAGUGAAGGUGCAGAUGCCGCCGCAUGCGCCCAUCAUCCACACCGUGAAAGUGGUGGAACCGCCGACGCACUAUGAGUGCGCCAGCCACGCAGAGACCCCAAACCCGGAGUGGACCUCCAAGCAUAUUCGGUGGUGCUGCUACGAGCACAAGAUGUUCUGCCCUGUGUCUGUGGUGGACAAGAACAUCUACCACCACAUCACCAAGGUGCAGCAGUACCGCGUGCCGGUGCCGGUGCCCAUGCCCGCGCAUCACCCGAUCAUCCACACCGUGACGCACCAGUACCACGUGCCAAGCCCACCCCAGUAUGUGCAUGUGCACGUGCCUGGGCCAACUGUGUAUCACCACGUGAACGUGCCGGUGGACGUGCCCUAUCCGGUGCCGCAGGCGCCCGAGGUGAUCAAUGUGAAGAAAGAGUACCCAGUACCGGUCCCUGGCCACACCCACUACGUGCACGUGCCGGUGCCGUCGCCGCCCCAUGUCGUCACGCACUACCACACUGUGUGGAACACCGUGCAGGACACGACCUAUGAUUGCCACAGCGGCGUGGACCACUGGCACAGCAUUUGGUCGCACACGAAGCAGAGCUGGUGCUGCGGUCAUUACAACGUGGGCUGCGCUGGCAGCUGGGUCAAGGAGGUGCAUGUGAUCCACACGACACACUACAACUGUGCUGCUGGCUACUCCAACUGGUACCAUGGCUGGUCUGACGCGAAGAAGGGCUGGUGCUGCGACCAUGAGAACAGGGGCUGCCCAGGAAGCUGGCACGGCCACUGGCACGCACAUGCGGUCGUCCACGUGGAGCACGGCGUCCAUGUUGGCCACGGCGGUUACGACUGCGCCGCUGGCGUCUCCAACUGGGAGCAGGGCUGGUCUGCCCACAAGAAGGACUUCUGCUGUAAGACCAGCGACCACAAGUUCUGCGUGGAGUACCACUGCCGCGGCGAGGGUGCGGGCGCAGUGCACUCCUGGUCCAAGGACAAGAGCGACUUCUGCUGCGGCCAUUUCCAAGUGGGAUGCCCGGCAACGACUCUGUCCCCGCUGGGCUGCGAGGCGCAAUGCACGGUGAAUGGAGAGACCAGCACCUGCAAUGCGCGCAUUCAGUGGGCCCAGGAGAAUUCCUUCUCCGGCAAGAGCAACGCCUGCAACCUCGCUUACAGCCAGAUCCAGGUGGAAUGCGACGUGUGCCGCGCGUGCAGCGUCCAGGCGGCCGGCUGCGGGGUGCAGGGCCCCGGCUCCGAGCCCUUCGACUGCCAAGCCGCCCUGGGCAACUGGUGCCGCGCCUGGUCGCCCAACAAGAAGGUCUGGUGCUGCAACAGUAAGAAGCUGGGCUGCCAGACGAUGGAUGCCCCGCCCAAUUGCGAUGCGGGCGCAGGCAUGGUGUGGAAGAAAGUCUUCAUUGACGGGCACUGGACCUGGGAGGCCUCCGGUGCUGGUGGUGCUGUGGUCGUCAGCAAGCCCUAUGCCUGCCACGCAGGCCUUCCGAACUGGAACACUGGCUGGUCGGCCCCCAAGAAGUCCUGGUGCUGUGCCCAUGAGAAUCUGGGCUGCCCCGGCUUUGUCUACCACGGCCCUGGUGCGGGUGGCUCCACCCACGUGGUGGUGACCCAUCACUAUGUUGCUGGCGGCGGCGCAGCAGGCGGCGGUGCUGCGGGUGGCGGCGCAGCGGGUGGCGGCGCAGCAGGGGGCGGCGCAGCAGGGGGCGGCAGCUGGCACUCCGGUGGCGGCGGCAGCUGGCACUCCGGUGGCGGCGGCGGCAGCUGGCACUCUCAUUCCAGCGGCGGCAGCUGGCACUCGCACACUGUUGUCCAUUAG